This is a messenger RNA of Pelobates fuscus (common spadefoot toad), 5452 nucleotides long. It is a transcript of the gene EXTL3, whose product is annotated as exostosin like glycosyltransferase 3. The transcript has 6 exons. The record is from RefSeq and is a predicted model, not a curated record. Gene Ontology annotation, molecular function: glycosyltransferase activity. Gene Ontology annotation, cellular component: membrane. Bases 523 to 3282 code for a protein of 919 amino acids. Lineage: Eukaryota; Metazoa; Chordata; Amphibia; Anura; Pelobatidae.
CGGGAACGCGCGGCCGGGGAGGGGGCGGAGUCUCGCGCAGACAGUUUCUCUCGGUCAGGAGCGGACGGCGAGCUCGUUAUGGAAAGCUGUUGCUUACCGGACAGUCAAGUAAUCACCAUAGAAACUGACGUCUACCUCUGUUUUCCAAUCGUUCUAAGUCACACGAUGGAUGUUUACCACAGAAUUCACUAACACAUACUUUAUAAUGUCAAGCACAGAGGAAGAGGUCUUCUCACUGGGAGUCACUCCACUACCGGCUAGUUCUUUUCACCUGGACAACUCAACUUUUAUAUUACGUUUUGGAUAAAACUGACUUACAUAUGGAUGUUUGUACUCUUUAUUCAUAUUUUUAAAGUAAACUUGUUCCUUUGUGGGUUUUUCCAGAAAGAAAAAUGAAAUUUCCAUUUUAUUGGUUCGCUAUUAACCAAACAAAGUAAUUACUUUUUCUGAGUUUAUAAAUCCAAAUUUUUUUUGGCAUGGCUACUGAUCCAACGUGAUUGCUUGGGGACCACCAUUAGACUCAUGAGUGGGUAUACCAUGCUGCGAAAUGGGGGUUUGGGAAAUGGUGGCCAGCCCUGGAUGUUACGGUGGUCCAGUAGGAUAAGACUUUCUUGGCUCAGCUUCACAUUGUUCAUCAUCCUGGUCUUCUUCCCACUAAUUGCCCACUAUUACCUCACCACCAUUGACGAUGCUGAUGACGCAGGUAAGAAAAUGUUUGUUCCACGUACGGUUAAUGAACUCUGUGAAGUUAAGCAUGUUCAGGACCUUUGUCGCAUCCGAGAGUCAGUGAGUGAAGAGCUGCUUCAGCUGGAGGCAAAGCGGCAGGAACUUAACAGUGAGAUCGCAAAGUUAAAUCUAAAAAUUGAAGCAUGUAAAAAAAGUAUUGAGAAUGCAAAACAAGACCUCCUUCAACUAAAGAAUGUCAUCAGUCAGACAGAGCAUUCAUACAAAGAACUGAUGGCACAAAAUCAGCCAAAGCUUUCAUUACCAAUUCGGCUUUUGCCGGAAAAAGAUGAAGCUAACAUACCAUUGCCAAAGUCUAAAAGGAACUGCCGGCUGCAUAAUUGUUUUGAUUACUCUCGUUGUCCUCUUACAUCCGGGUUUCCCGUUUUUGUCUACAAUAGCGACAAAUAUCCUUUUGGGAACUUCGUGGAUCCUUUAAUUAAACAAGCCUUGGAGGCGAGUGUCAGAACUAAUGUGUACGUGACCGAAAAUGCAAAUAUUGCUUGUAUAUAUGUAGUUUUACUGGGAGAAAUGCAGGAGCCAAUGAUGCCAAAAGCUACUGACCUGGAGCAACAGUUGCACUCUCUACCGUAUUGGAGAACUGAUGGCCGCAACCAUCUAAUUAUUAAUUUAUCCAGAAAAUCUGAAACCCAAAACUAUCUUUAUAAUGUCAGCACGGGGCGUGCCAUGAUUGCCCAGUCCACCUUUUACGAUGUACAGUAUCGACCUGGUUUUGAUAUUGUGGUGUCACCCUUAGUCCAUGCAAUGUCUGAACCAAACUUUCUAGAAAUACCAUCCCAGGUACCAGUGAAAAGGAAGUACCUGUUCAGUUUUCAAGGAGAGAAAAUUGAAUCUCUCCGAUCUAGUUUGCAGGAGGCCCGUUCGUUUGAGGAAGAGAUAGAGGGCAAUGCACCAGCAGACUAUGAUGACCGCAUUAUUACCACUCUUAAAGCUGUCCAGGACAGUAAGUUGGAUUUUGUCAUGGUUGAGUUUACCUGUAAAAACCAACCUAAAGCAAGUCUGCCCACUGAGUGGGCUCUUUGUGGGGAAAGGGAAGAUAGAUUAGAGCUACUGAAGCAAUCCACUUUUGCACUGAUUAUUACACCAGGGGAUUCCCACCUUAUUAUUUCUGCUGGCAGUGCCAUGAGACUGUUUGAGGCUCUUGAGGUUGGCGCCAUACCAGUCAUCCUAGGUGAACAAGUACAGCUACCCUAUCAUGAUAUGAUUAGGUGGAAUGAGGCAGUGUUAAUAAUUCCAAAACCACGUAUCACAGAAGUACAUUUUCUCUUACGGAGCAUUUCAGAUAACGACCUUCUCUCAAUGAGGAGACAAGGACGUUUCUUGUGGGAGACCUAUUUUUCCACCUCUGACACUGUUUUUAAUACGAUCUUGGCCACCAUAAGGACUCGCAUCCAAAUUCCAGCUGCUCCCAUUAAAGAAGAGCCAGCUGUGGAGAUUCCUCACAGGUCAGGAAAAGCCGCAGGUACAGAUCCAAAUAUGGCAGACAACGGGGACUUGGAUUUGGGUCCAGUUGAAACAGAACCACCUUAUGCAUCUCCUAAAUAUCUGCGUAACUUUACGCUAACUGCAACAGAUAUCUACAGAAACUGGAAUACUGCACCUGGUCCUUUCCAUCUCUUUCCUCACACACCAUUUGACCCUCUUUUGCCGUCUGAAGCAAAGUUCCUGGGUUCUGGAACUGGAUUUCGACCUAUUGGUGGUGGUGCUGGGGGUUCUGGGAAAGAGUUCCAAGCUGCACUUGGUGGAAAUGUACCUAGGGAACAGUUCACCGUGGUUAUGUUAACAUAUGAGCGUGAGGAAGUACUAAUGAACUCCUUGGAGAGAUUAAAUGGUCUCCCAUACUUAAAUAAGGUUGUAGUAGUUUGGAACUCCCCAAAGCUGCCAUCUGAAGAUUUGCUGUGGCCCGACAUUGGAGUACCCAUAGUGGUUGUGCGCACAGAAAAGAACAGUUUAAAUAAUCGUUUCUUACCCUGGGAUGAGAUUGAAACAGAAGCUGUCCUCUCCAUUGAUGAUGAUGCCCAUCUGCGUCAUGAUGAAAUUAUGUUUGGUUUUCGUGUCUGGCGGGAGGCAAGGGAUCGAAUAGUUGGAUUUCCAGGCCGAUACCACGCAUGGGACAUCCCUCACCAGUCCUGGCUCUACAACUCCAACUACUCGUGUGAACUGUCCAUGGUACUAACAGGUGCUGCCUUCUUUCACAAGUACUACGCUUACUUAUAUUCGUACAUAAUGCCACAAGCUAUUCGUGAUAUGGUGGACGAAUACAUCAAUUGUGAGGACAUCGCCAUGAACUUCCUGGUAUCGCAUAUCACCAGAAAGCCUCCCAUUAAGGUUACUUCUCGAUGGACUUUCCGCUGUCCUGGCUGCCCUCAGGCCCUCUCACAUGACGACUCACAUUUUCACGAGCGGCACAAAUGCAUUAACUUCUUUGUAAAGGUGUAUGGAUACAUGCCACUGCUAUACACCCAGUUCCGAGUGGACUCUGUUCUCUUCAAGACUCGGCUUCCUCAUGACAAAACAAAAUGUUUCAAGUUCAUUUAACACAAUUCUGCUGGAAACGAUAUUGGGGAUGUUUAAUGCUGCCCAGAUAUUGCUUCAAGUGUUCCACUCCAAUCUUAAAGAAACCAUUAUAAACUAUGAAUCAUUGAAUUAUAACACUAAAACGUCACAUACGAUACACUGAAGGACUUUGAUCAUAUAUAUAUAGAGCGCCCAGGGAAUAAAAACAAUGAUGUAAUUAGUUUUUUUUUUUAAUUGCCAUGCAAAUCAUUUAUAUUUGCGUGAUGGGACUUUUCCUGCCUUUAUAUAGUCUCUUCUAUUGGAUAACUGUAAAAAUUCUGUUUGGUAAGGUAUGUGCAUGUGGCCGAAGCCCGUAGAACUAGCCUGCACCCAAAACAUAAUCAAUUUGGCAACCUCUUCAAAUUAGAUUGGAUAGACCGUUAGAUCAUUGUCAAAUGUGUCGUCUGUCCACUAAGAGGAUCCUUUAAUAUGGACUUUUUCAAUAAAGCACAUUUAUUCUUUUGUAGUCCCCUACCGAAGAAGGAAAUCAAGCAUUCUAUGUAUUUUACAUGUACCAUUCUGUAAAGGGAUCGAACAUCUGGGAAUUUUUCCUCCAUUACAGUCAACAAGCAGAGCUGAACCCGAGGGAAUAGUUAGAUAUCAUGUAUAAUAUCACAUCACAUCUGCCAUUUUUCCUUUUCCAAGUCGGCUUCCACAUCGUUAAGAGUAUCAAUGAAUAAAUAAAGCACAGAAUCACAUUUUCCCCACUUUGUUUGUACAUUAGUAUAUUGUUAUACAGAUCAAGAGGUAUAGAUUAUGUAUGUAGAGUCUUUGGACUGCUGUUUUCAGUAAAUAGGUAUUACGUGGGGAAAUGAUAUCUGAUUCUGAGAAAUCUUAGUAUUCCUGAACAUACAUGCUUGUUAUUCUAAACAGGACUGUCCUAUAACCAUGUGGAUAUUGAAGGAUACAGCCUGGAAGCUUUUUUAUUUUGAUUUAAAAGAACAAAUCAUAGAAUGGCUGAUUAACUAGCCCUGCCAUGAAAUCCACAGCACUGGAAGCACAUUCAACAAUUCAACUAGGUAGCAAAUGACUAUGUACAAUAUGUGUUUGUUGGCAAGAUGCUACCGUUAAUCUCAAUAAGGUAUAGCACCUUGAAAUAUACAAUCUUAGUAACUGUGGUAUAUUCGAAUUUAGCAAUUUUCUGUUGAUGUAGUUAAACAUUUUUAUAUAUGGAAAAAAUACAAACAUGCUGCUACUUCUGGUAUAUGUUGUACUAAAGUUGAAAAUGAGGCUUAUCUGCAACGUAAUUUAUAAUAAAUCUGCAAAUUCUAAUACCAAGGUUACUCAGAUUGUAUACUUUUUUUUUUUACAUUGUUUUAUUUCAAUGUAAACAAGAUUUUAUAAUAUUGGUUUCCAGAUAUAGAAAAUUCUCAUUUAGAAUCUUUUUGGAGAGAGAAAGCAAUUGUGGAUACGUUUCAUUUAGAUAGGAAGCUAUACCAAUAGAAAGAGAGGAUAAUACGUUGUGAAUCAGAUUUUCAGAGGUCCGUUUCACCCAUAAAUUUAAAAUAAUUCCGUCACGUUUUACAAAACUAUAAAAUGAGACCUAGUGAAAUGCGUUGCAAUGUCUUAACUAGCACUGGUAGUAAGGUAUGUUCUUGGCUCCCGUGCAGCCUUUUUAUUUCGUUUUUGUGAAUUCUUUUAGAUUUUGUUCACGUCCUGCACAUAUUUGUUGAUUCACAGGAUUGUGCCCACUUUUGUGCUAAACCAGAAUCAAGAUGAAACCUAGACUACAAUUAGAAUAUUGUAGCUUCUACUGUAAUCCUUUAAAGAUCAAGCACAGAUCUUUUACUAAUGCCCGUUCCCCUUCGAAUAGUCCAAUACAAAAUUUGCAUUCAAGAAUGAACUGUCUCUUUGCCACCAUUUGAUUUUUUUAUUAUUGUUUUUUUAUGUUAAAAUUGUGAUUUUUAUGGUUUAAUUUUCAACCCUCCCUUUUGUUUUUGUUAGGUUUCUUGUAAAAAAAUGUUUUAUAUUAUUCUGCAGUUGUUUACAUAUAUGCGUAAUUUUUGUGAGAAUCUGGAGUACAGAUGCUGAGAUUAGGGCAUUUAAUCUCCUAGGGACACCAAGGUUUACAUUUUCAGUUCAAUGACAUUUAGACCGUAGUAAUAUAUACACUGAUGGAUGUCUUAAUAAAGUAUCUUCUGGGUUGUUUUUA